This is a messenger RNA of Telopea speciosissima, 1704 nucleotides long. RefSeq names its product nucleobase-ascorbate transporter 7-like. The record is from RefSeq and is a predicted model, not a curated record. Gene Ontology annotation, biological process: transmembrane transport. Gene Ontology annotation, cellular component: membrane. NCBI's taxonomy places the organism in Eukaryota, Viridiplantae, Streptophyta, Magnoliopsida, Proteales, Proteaceae. The coding region runs from base 40 to 1647 and encodes 535 amino acids. The transcript is spliced from 14 exons. Gene Ontology annotation, molecular function: transmembrane transporter activity.
UCAUUCCCUUUUUCUUGCACGAGAUAGACAACAACAGAGAUGGCCGGUGGUGGUGGAAACGGCGGAGGGGCGGCUAAGGGCGACGAGUUUCAGCCGCAUCCGGUGAAGGAGCAGCUACCGGGAGUUGAUUAUUGCGUCACUAGCCCUCCUAAUUGGCCAGAAGCGAUCAUACUGGGCUUCCAGCAUUAUCUGGUGAUGCUUGGAACUACUGUCAUCAUCCCCAGCAUCAUUGUUCCUCAAAUGGGCGGUGGCGCUGUGGAAAAAGCCCAAGUGAUACAGACCUUGCUCUUUGUGGCGGGAUUAAACACACUAUUACAGUCCUUCUUCGGGACUCGGCUUCCAACGGUUAUUGGCGGUUCUUACACAUUUAUUGUUCCCACAGUUGCAAUCGUCCUUGCCAAUAGAUAUAGCACGAUAAUAGAUCCUCAUGAGAGGUUCAAACGGACAAUGAGAGGAGUACAGGGGGCCCUCAUCUCUGCUUCCAUUUUACAGAUAGUCGUCGGUUUCCUUGGGUUCUGGAGAAAUAUUGUCAGGUUCCUAAGCCCUCUUGCUGCAGUCCCUCUUGUUACUCUUACUGCACUCGGUCUCUAUCAACUGGGUUUCCCCCGACUGGCAAGUUGUGUUGAAGUUGGUCUUCCAGCGCUUGUUUUGCUGGUUCUUUUCUCCCAGUACCUUCCUCACAUGUUAACAUUAAAGAGGUUCAGAGGUGAUCGUUUUGCGGUGCUGUUCUCAGUUGCAAUUGUAUGGGUCUAUGCGCAUAUUCUCACGAAGUCUGGUGCAUAUAAUCACAGACCACCAAGCACCCAGGCUAGUUGCCGGACUGAUCGGUCUGGGCUACUUUCUGCUGCUCCAUGGAUAAGGAUUCCAUACCCAUUUCAAUGGGGGGCACCUACUUUUCAAGCUGGAGAAGCUUUUGCCAUGAUGGCCGCUUCUUUUGCUGCUCUUAUCGAGUCUACGGGCACAUUAAUUGCAGUGUCAAGAUUUUCAAGUGCCACACCUGUGCCGCCUUCUGUCCUCAGUCGUGGUGUUGGGUGGCUGGGAAUAGGGAUUUUUCUGGAUGGGAUCUUUGGUACGGCAAAUGGUUCUACCGCAUCAGUUGAAAAUGCGGGUCUAUUGGCAUUAACAAAAGUAGGAAGUCGGAGAGUCAUUCAGAUUUCUGCGUUGUUCAUGCUUUUCUUUUCUAUACUGGGGAAAUUUGGAGCAGUUCUUGCUUCUAUUCCAUGGCCAAUUGUGGCUGCUUUGUACUGUGUCUGCUUUGCUUAUGUUGUUUCUGCGGGUCUUGGUCUCCUUCAGUUCUGCAACCUCAACAGUUUCAGAACAAAGUUUAUACUAGGCUUCUCUUUCUUCAUGGGCCUUUCCGUGCCGGAAUACUUCAAUGAAUAUGUAGUGUUUUCGGGUCAUGGUCCUGUUCACACACGUUCUACAUGGUUCAACGACAUUUUGUAUGUCAUCUUCACAUCCCAUGCAACAGUGGCAGCGAUUGUUGCAUUCUUUCUGGACUUGACCCUUGAUCGAGGCGACCCCACAACACGAAGAGACAGCGGCUCACAUUGGUGGGAGAAGUUUAGGGUUUUCAAGAAUGAUAAUAGGAAUGAAGAAUUCUAUUCACUCCCAUACAACCUCAAUAAAUAUUUCCCAUCAUUUUAAUGCAAGUCCUUGCCUCCAGCUUGGAUCCAGCUUGGAGUUUCGUCCAGAGAUCAAGAU